AUGAAGCGCGUCGCUUCGUCCGACCAGGAGCUCACCGUCGAGGAGCGCAACUUGCUUUCCGUCGCCUACAAGAACGUCAUUGGUGCUCGCCGUGCCUCGUGGCGUAUCGUCUCCUCCAUCGAGCAGAAGGAGGAGUCCAAGGGCAACGAGACCCAGGUCUCGAUGAUCAAGACCUACCGCGAGAAGAUCGAGGCCGAGCUUGCCCAGAUUUGCGAGGACAUCCUCGAUGUUUUGGACAAGCACCUCAUCCCCUCGGCCGCUUCGGGUGAGAGCAAGGUCUUCUACCACAAGAUGAAGGGCGACUACCACCGAUACCUCGCCGAGUUCGCCACCGGCGACAAGCGCAAGGACUCUGCCGACAAGUCGCUCGAGGCUUACAAGGCCGCUUCGGACGUUGCCGUCACCGAGCUGCCCCCUACCCACCCCAUCCGCCUCGGUCUCGCCCUCAACUUCUCGGUGUUCUACUACGAGAUCUUGAACAGCCCCGACCGCGCUUGCCACCUCGCCAAGCAGGCCUUCGACGACGCCAUCGCCGAGCUCGACACGCUCUCCGAGGAGAGCUACAAGGACUCGACUCUCAUCAUGCAGCUGCUCCGUGACAACCUUACCCUCUGGACCUCGGACAUGCAGGAUUCCGAGAAGCCCAGCGAGACCGCCGCUGCCGAGGCUCCCGCCGCCGAGGCCAAGGGUGAGGAGGCCGCCUAA
Pseudozyma hubeiensis SY62 is the source of this 705-nucleotide messenger RNA. RefSeq names its product 14-3-3 protein. Gene Ontology annotation, cellular component: cytoplasm. The transcript has a single exon. Gene Ontology annotation, biological process: signal transduction. NCBI's taxonomy places the organism in Eukaryota, Fungi, Basidiomycota, Ustilaginomycetes, Ustilaginales, Ustilaginaceae. Bases 1 to 705 code for a protein of 234 amino acids. The record is from RefSeq and is a predicted model, not a curated record.